AGUAUUUUCCGGUUUCGGAUGGGAUCCGAAAAGAAAAAUUCGGAAUACGACGACUUGCUGGAGAAAAGCAACAUAGUCGGAGCAAUCCAUAGAGAAAGGGAAGAAAAAGAGAUCAUAGAAAUACUGCUGAAAGAACCUGCUGGUGAAAACGGUGUUCCUCCUGUGGUUGCCAUUACGGGGAUUGCAGGAAUAGGGAAGACAACACUUGCUCUCCUCGUUUGCGAAGACGACAAAGUCAAAGACCGUUUCGGAUCGCCGAUUUGGUUAAAUGCCGCUGGCAAAACAUUUGAUGAGCUGGCAUCCAUUGCAGGACCUGUAAAGGCGGCGGCGACAUCCGGCGGGAACCCGUCCUUGCUUGUGCUUGACGAUUUAAGAGCUGAGAUUAGUGAAUCAACAGUGAGCGAGUUAAGGAAGCAUGCUGUCUCCGUUGGAGCAGGAGCAAUAAUCGUAACUACACGUCGCACAUGGCAGAGUUUUGGUGACGAAGCUAUGCAUGUUUUUUCCUUGGCGGGGCUCGAUGAAGAACAGAGUUGGUCUCUGUUCACAAGUCUCCGAAGCAGUAACAAACACAAGGAAGAAAUAAAAGAAAUUCUGCACAACUGCCUUGGAGUCUCACCUCUAGCAACAAAGCUUGUGUCGAAAUUUCUCGAGUCCAGGGCCGGGACUCUCGAAAAAGAUAAACUCAGCGAAUGGCUUCAGUUUCGUCUCCAGCCUCUUGCUGUACAGUUAGUUGCUUAUUUGUCCCUUUUCCCUGAUGACUAUUUGAUCCAUGCUGAUAGAUUAAUUCAUCUCUGGAUCGCCGAAGGGUUCGUCCCGCCGAAAGAAUCUUGGCGUGAGGUUAUCAAUGACUUCGUUGACUCGGGUAUAUUCCAAGACGUGAAACGAGAGGAGGAUGGUGACGGCGUAGUGAAGAGCUGCAGAGUGCACCCUUACAUGCAGGAGCUGGCAUGCUUUGUCGCCAAGAAAAAGAAAGACGAGUUUAUCACCACCGGCGUGGAGGAGGAGCCGCUUCUACGAGCAUCGUUUGAUAUGAGGUUAGUCGAUUCCGUUUCGAAACUUGAUUUGUUCCUUAAGGAGGAGAAGAGAGCGAAGGAUCUGAGGACCAUUCUUUUUCAUGCAAUGGUUGAGUCUCCUCUUGUACUUGGCAACCAGCAAGCGGAGCGCAUGAAUGAGUACACUUGGGAUAAGGUGUUGUCCACUUGCAAGGCCCUGUGCGUGUUGGAUCUGCAACAUUUGGGGAUGAAUAUGGUUCCGAGCUCAAUUGGAAAGCUGAAGGACUUAACAUAUCUUGAUCUUUCCCAUAAUAACAUAGAGAAGCUUCCCAAUUCCAUUACCAAGCUUUCCCAAUUGAAGACGCUGAAACUUUCCCGGUGUCACAUCCUCAAGGAGUUGCCCAAGGACUUGAAGGAUCUAACUAAGCUCACACACCUUCACAUUGAUGGUUGCGUUAAUAUUCAGAGCAUGCCGCGUGGAAUAAACAACCUGACUUCUCUUCAAACUUUGUCCCUUUUUGUUGUUGGAAAGAACGAACCUAUGGCAUGCCAUGAGGAACUCAAGGAUCUCAACCAGUUGAGGGGGCACUUGGAAAUUAUGUACCCGGAGAGGUUGAAACUCCAAGAUUAUUCAUCAAAAUGGAUGAACCAAAAAGAGCACCUUCGCCGACUCACUUUUAGGUUGGAUCAACACGAUAAGGGAAACGAGCAGGACCAGGAAAAAGCGCUGCAAGUUCUUGAACCGCAUACGAAUCUGACCGAACUACACGUUGUAGGCUACAAAGGUGACAAAUUUCCUAGCUGGAUUCCUUCCCUCGAUUGCCUCGUCAAGCUCAGUUUGUACAACUGUUCCACACCGGAACCUCUCCCCCGGCUGGAUAAACUUCCAUGCCUCAAGGUUCUCGAGCUUCGGAGGAUGCAUUCUCUGAGAUUCAUUGCAGAAAAAUGUGACGACAGCGUUCAACCGGAUUUUCCAUCGUUGAAGAAGCUAACACUCUGGGACUGUCCUAAACUCAAAAGUUGGUGGAGAAACGAUAAUUACACUGAUGGAGAAAGCAGAAACUCAAUCAUCUUCAGCUGCAUAUCAAGUUUACAGAUCCAGUACUGUCCUAACUUGACUCGCAUGCCACUAUAUCCUACUCUUGACGAAAUUUUGGAGUUGGUGGAUUCAAGCGUGGAACCAAUGUGGGAUACAAUAUACUAUGAAGAAUCCGGAACGGGUUCUAAAGAAGAAAAAGUAGUUCCGUUCUCCAAGUUGAAGUGCAUGUUCAUAGCAAGCAUUCAGAAAUUCCCACCGGAGCGAUGGCUCGUGAAAUUCACUUCCCUUGAGAAACUCCACAUUCGAGAUUGCUUGCAAUUAGAGGCUCUGCCCUCAGGUUUCAAGCAUUUGAGGUCGCUGCAGAGCCUCACCAUUGAGACCUGCCCCGUUCUUGAUCUUGACCAAUCCCCUGACGAAUGGGAGGGUCUAGAAAAGCUUAAUUCCCUGAUCAUAAGGGAAAUCCCCAAGCUCAAGUCCCUUCCAAUGGGACUGAAAAAGGUUAAGUCUUUGCGAGAAAUCAGGCUUCAUGAUUGUGCGAGGUUAACCUCUCUGCUGGAAGAGAUAGGCAAUCUCACCUCACUUGUUAGACUAGAGAUUUGUCAAUGUGAGAAUUUGGCUUCCUUGCCCAAAGAAAUUGGAAAGCUCAAAUCUCUGGAUACCCUGAUCAUUAAGGACUGCCCCUUGUUAAUGCCAAGGUGUCAACCCGAUACCGGUAAUGACUGGCCAAAGAUUGCUCAUGUGAAAAAUAUUGUGGUGAAACAAACUUCUCAAAGACUUUGGGCUGGGAAAUUAAGAAUGUAAUAGUUUCAUUACUGCAUUUGUAUUGUACAUUAUCAUAUGAUUGUGUGUUAUUUAUUGCAAAUUAUUAAUGAAUUUUUGACAUCACUGAUCA
Messenger RNA from Arachis ipaensis, 2923 nucleotides. RefSeq names its product putative disease resistance protein RGA4. The record is from RefSeq and is a predicted model, not a curated record. NCBI's taxonomy places the organism in Eukaryota, Viridiplantae, Streptophyta, Magnoliopsida, Fabales, Fabaceae. Gene Ontology annotation, molecular function: ADP binding; protein binding.